UAAUUUCCCUUUGGCGUAUUGGUCUGUGAGCAAACGCCCUGUAAAGAAGAGCUCCCCAGUUUCCAUGUAUAUACAUUCACGCACAUCUCCUCGAUCCCACCGCUGCCUCUAGAAACACUCCCAUUUCCUCCAAUUCUUUCUGCAAUUGCUGUUUCCACUAGUUGAACGAAAGGGGAAGCGGAAAGAUUCGAUUUUUAUUGUUAUUUUUUUGUGGGAAGUGAUGGGCGAUGGUGAGAUGAAGAAGAAGAAAAAGAAGAGAGGUGGGGCGAAGAGGAAGAUGACGGUGGAGCAGACGGCGGCGUAUGGGGCUGUGAGGGAGUGGGUUUUCUUGGAGCAGUCGAGUGGUGGUGGGAAUUCGAUGGUUGGUGGUGAUGAUUUUGGGGUGGAGUGCUAUCAGCCUAAGGAGAAGCUUGUGUUUGAGUUUCAUUGCCACACAACAUUCAGUGAUGGGUUCUUGUCCCCUUCUAAGCUUGUUGAGAGAGCUCAUCACAGAGGGGUGAAAGUGUUGGCUUUGACAGACCAUGACACGAUGUCUGGCAUCCCCGAAGCCAUGGAAGCAGCUCGCAGAUUCGGCAUCAAAAUUAUUCCUGGUGUUGAAAUCAGCACAAUUUUCUACUCAAGAGGGGAUUCGGGAGCACAGGAACCGGUUCACAUACUUGCUUAUUACAGUAGCUGCGGUCCUACAAAUUCCGCAGCAUUGGAGAAGUUUUUAGGGGAUAUUCGGGAUGGCAGAUUCCUCCGUGCAAAGAACAUUGUUUCGAAGCUGAACAAACUGAAGCUGCCAAUUAGGUGGGAAACCGUGACAAAGAUAGCAGGAAAAGGCGUUGCACCCGGAAGGCUUCAUAUUGCUCGUGCUAUGCUGGAAGCGGGGCACAUAGAAAAUCUGAAACAAGCAUUUACCAGAUAUCUUUAUGACAAUGGACCUGCUUAUUCCACGGGAAGCGAGCCCAGUGCAGAGGAAACAGUGCGUUUUAUACGUGAAACCGGGGGUGUUUCCGUAUUGGCACACCCAUGGGCACUGAAAAACCCUUCUGCUAUAGUCAGGAGACUUAAGGAAGCAGGGUUACACGGUAUAGAGGCUUAUAGAAGCGAUGGAAAGCUAUCAGUAUAUAGUGAUCUAGCAGAUGCGCACGAUCUGUUGAAGCUUGGAGGAUCCGAUUACCAUGGGAGAGGGGGGCAACAAGAGUCGGAUGUGGGAAGUACAAGCAUUCCUGUGUUGGUUGUGCAAGAAUUCCUCAAGGUCGCCCGGCCAAUCUGGUGUAACGCCAUCCAAGACAUACUCGAAAACUACAUCAAGGAUCCUUCCGACUCAAAGGCAAAGUGAUUGUUUAGGUUCAUUUUAUAUUGUAAGUAUUCUGUAUUGAAAUGGCUUCAAAAUUUAUUAAAGCUUCCCAAUUACUAUUA
Molecule: messenger RNA, 1404 nt
Organism: Salvia hispanica
Lineage: Eukaryota; Viridiplantae; Streptophyta; Magnoliopsida; Lamiales; Lamiaceae
Molecular function (GO): 5'-3' DNA exonuclease activity; 5'-3' RNA exonuclease activity
Source: RefSeq, a predicted model, not a curated record